Messenger RNA from Psilocybe cubensis, 1683 nucleotides. RefSeq lists its product as uncharacterized. NCBI's taxonomy places the organism in Eukaryota, Fungi, Basidiomycota, Agaricomycetes, Agaricales, Agrocybaceae. The record is from RefSeq and is a predicted model, not a curated record. The coding region runs from base 1 to 1683 and encodes 560 amino acids. The transcript has 9 exons.
AUGGAAACUGAUCUAACUCAUCGCUUAUGUCUAUUGUUACAUUCGGUGGUUGGACACUCUUAUGACAACGACUCGAACUUGAAAGUCCUUUGUGAUCUUGAGGGUGGAAAGCUUCUUUUAGACUGGCUAACUUCUCAAGUUUCAACCAAUUUAACAGAAGAAUACACUGCAGACGAGGAACGGGUUGCCUCUUUGAGGGAUAUACUCUUAGAGGAAGAAGAAAUGUCAAUUUUGAAUACCAUCGACUCUUCCGCAAAUAAUUACACCAAGCCCAUUAUAGUGGCUCCCAGCGAUUAUAUGCUGCCUUCUCAAUCAAAAAAGCAUGCCAACUAUAUAAGAAACGAAACACAAGUAAUUCAAUGCGAGGCUAAUGAACUGAGGAUGAAAAUAUCUCAAACCAAGAAUGAGCGAAAAAGAUCUACCAGAACCCUCAAGCUGUUAAGAAGCAUCGCUGGAUCGUUGGCCUCGGUUAUUACAGAAUCGAACGAAGCUUUAUCAGAACUCUCUAUUGGUGUGGACGCGACCAUCACUUCCACUGUAAAUUCCGCUCAUGGCCUACUCUGUGCCUACGAAUGCUAUUUACGUCCUAGUCCCAGUGGCGCCGUCGAACAUAUGGAAAUGGGUGUUUCGGGACAGGCACCUCUUAAAAUGAUACAAGCACGUCUUUUCGGUGUUACAAAGAACCUUCAGACCUACUUAACUCGAUAUUACGAACUGCGCAAAAAGGAGUUGCGCCGACUACAAGAUUUAAACUACGAAGCUAAGAGACUGAGCAAUACUUUGAAAUCCACACACAUUGGUAUGCUGGCACAAGAAAUACCAGAUUCAGAACAAUCUCAGGCCUUGUUACAAGAAUUAAUUGACAUUUCUGGAAUACUUCAAAGCCAGCUCUCAAGUAACCCACAAUAUUCGUUCGACCGAUUCGCCAAAUCCCUGGUUCCAAUUGACUCGGAUGAAGAAAUUGAUCCCCAUCCAUUCGGAACCACUGACGCGAAUUCAGUUAACGAAAACAUUAUUGGUGCCUGGAAGAAGGAUCAACUUUCCAUUAUACGGUGUCAUGAAGAGGAAUUAUAUGAUGUGUCUUCUUCUCUCAAUUUCGCCCUAUCACUGCUCCAAAGCUUGCACAAUAGUAUCCUUCAAGUCAUACAUUUUACUCGAGAUGCAGAAUCGACCCUUCAAACUCUUAGAGAAGAGCUCGCAGAAAUUGAUACAGAAGCCAGCAUUGGUAAUAAAAACCAAACGCGCCUUGAUAUGGAAGAUGAACUUCAACACGAGCUCAAACUCGCCUUGACUUAUUGCACAAGGAAUGGUUCGCCCACACUACUUCUUGACAAAGAGGAUAUUUUAGUGCAACUACGUUUGCUCAAAUCUAAAGCGGAGAAUUCGGAAAGAUCACAUAGAUAUUGGGCAACAAAUGUCAUAGCCGACUGCUCCCUGAGACCUGUACAUCCUUUGCUACCUGGCAUUUACUCUCAGUCGACUUUAAACUCAUGUCCGCCUUUUGAAUUUUCUGCCAACACACGCGAACUGGAGACUGAAACGAGGACAAGGAUGAAACAACUGCAUACCCUUUCAAAAUCUCUUGAAGAGGAAGUGCAGGGAACAUUUUCCAAAGAUGAUCAUUGGAAACGACUGAAGGGCUUUGUUGACAGAUGGACUUUGUCUAGGGCGGGGGUCGCUUGA